This is a messenger RNA of Paramecium octaurelia, 486 nucleotides long. Lineage: Eukaryota; Ciliophora; Oligohymenophorea; Peniculida; Parameciidae. The record is from the annotation of a GenBank genome assembly.
AUGUUCUACGAAAUAUAAACUUAUUAAUAAUGCAAGAUUGAUGAGCAAAAGAAUUUAAGUGAAGUCUAUUGCUUCUGGGAUGAGGAGUAAACUACUUGCUUAGAAAGGAUAUGUGAGAAUGGACCUGCACUUGCCUAAUCUCAUUUAGUGCGUAUAGUGUUCCUUUUUACUAAUUAAAAAGCAGUUUGUCUUAUCAAAGGGUUCUUUGAUUACAAAUAUGCUAUAGAGUAUAUAUGUGCUUCUAUGUUUGAAGACAAGAGAUGCGUCACUGAUGGAUAUUAAUGUAUUUCGAGAAAUCUUGCCAAGAUGUUAAUAUUAUUGAUAGCUGUACCUUUGAUAUCUAUCAAAAUCCUUGAGCUUGGAUUGAUGACGAAUUUUUUUUUUUUUUCAUACCAAAACUUGCUAAACUGCAUCUGUUACUCUCACCAAAUAUAUAGAAUACAAUUCAUACUUGCCAUAUUGUACAGUUAAAUAUUCUGGUAGUGA